AUGAGUAGGAGAAAUGGAAAUGGUGGUUCAAAGCUUGACUUAAAGCUGAAUUUAUCACCACCAAGAGUGAACCACGUGCCACAAGUGGAGUCACCAACCAGGUCGUUGACGGCAUCGCCAAUAAGCUCGUGCGUGUCAUCAGACGAUUCGUCGACGAUAACUUCGAUGGUGUUGGUUGGUUGUCCAAGGUGUCUCAUGUAUGUUAUGUUAGCGGAAGUUAAUGAUCCAAGAUGCCCCAAAUGCAAGAGUACUUGUUUGCUUGAUGUUAAUGGAGAGAGGAUAUCAGUUUAA
Messenger RNA from Lycium ferocissimum, 291 nucleotides. Its product is annotated as protein GL2-INTERACTING REPRESSOR 2-like. The record is from RefSeq and is a predicted model, not a curated record. The transcript has a single exon. Lineage: Eukaryota; Viridiplantae; Streptophyta; Magnoliopsida; Solanales; Solanaceae. The coding region runs from base 1 to 291 and encodes 96 amino acids.